CUCCCACCUUCAAGUGGCACUCUGGGCACGUUCCAUUCCUGCUAUGGCUUAGGUAAGCCUCUGCCCUCCAGUACCCUCCCAUGAUCAGUACUUCUGGCUUGGGUCACCACUCAUCCCUGCAUCCUCCUUGGCUUCUGAAUUUGCCUUGCAUAGCACCCCGUGGUGACCUACAGGUGGAAGGCGAGGUCAUUCUGGGACGGGAACCAGGGAUUGGGUGUCAGUUCCGGCACCGGAAUCCCAGGCCCUAGCCAGCCAGCGCUGGCUAUAAUUAGCAGGAUGGGGCCCUGGACCCAGAUGCGGAGCGAAUUCCCUCUGCCACGCGGCCCCAAGCUGAGCGGGCGCACAAGUGAGAGGGUGACGGGGAACAUUUGUCCCUCGGGAGGUGACUGGUGGGAUGCUGACAAGACCUGUGGAUACGGUUCCGAGUAGUGGAUCUUUAUACACGCUGCUUGCAUGCUUCCCUGCACCUCGUGAAACCCAUAGCUGUGCCCCGAUCGCCCAGCUGCUGGAGCCCGGGAUGUCGCCUUGGGAGGAUGGGUAGGGGGGGUUAGCAGUUGGAGGGACGGACAUUUCGCAGGGCUGGAGGCAAGGGUUCCUCUGGCCUCUCUGGGUCCAGCUCUGACCUCCUCCUUUCUUGCCUUUGCUCACCUGCCUGAAUCCACCCAGUCAGGGCCAUGAGCGUCCCGGGCACCGCGCAUGGUUCCUCGGACCCGAGGCACGCCUCCCUUCUGGUUCAGGAGGACGACGUUGGCCUCCCUUUGACCACCCCGAGAGUCUCCUCCUGGCCUCCCUCCCCGGACAAGGAUCCCAGCUUGCCCCCCUUUCCUCUGGAAGAGGCCAGCCCCAGGUCCCUAGCCCCGGGGAAGCUUCCCUCUCCAGCCUUGCCCCUAGAGGAAGAGGAUGAGGACGAUGAAGACGCUGAGCAGCCAGAGGGGCUGCGCAGCGAGGAGCACCCGAGCCAGUUCUUCGCCGAAGCUCAGCGGCUGCGGGAGCAGAGGUUGUUGUUGGACGAAGAGGUGUCGGUUGGGGGGCGAGUGUACGGAGUGCACCGCGUGAUCUUGGCCGCAGUCAGCAGCCUCUUCCGAGGCAGGCUGCAGGGCGGCGGAGGUCCACAGCCCCCUCUCAGUCUCGACGUGGCCCCCAGGGGCUGGGAGGCAGUGCUGACCUUUGCUUAUGAUGGGGUGCUGGGCCCGGUCCCGCUGCGGGAUGUGGUGGCCGCAGCCGAGGCCCUGGGAGCGCCCCGGGUAAAGGCUGUGGCCCAGCAGAGACGCGAGGGGACUGGAAGCACCCGGGAAGAUGAAAGGAAGUCCAGCCAGGCAGAGGAGCUGAGGGAGAACUUGCGCUGUAUAGAGCUCCUAUACCAAGAGGGCGUCGGGUGUGACCUGGAGCUGGAGGCGGGAGGCUGCCGGCUGAGGGUGCACCGAGCAGCCCUUGCCUGUGGCAGUGAGUUCUUUGGGGCCAUGCUCCUGAGUGGGAUGAAGGAAUCCCAGGGCACAGAGGUGUCUCUGCGCACCAUCUCUGCCCACGACCUGCAGCUCCUCGUCUCUUUUGCCUACUCUGGGGUUGUACAGGCAAGGUGGCCAGGACUGCUGAGAGCCGCCCAGGCUGCUCUACAAUACCAGAGCUCUUCCUGCCUAGCUCUGUGCCAGAGAGCCUUGGCACAGGGCCUCAGCCCUGCCCGUUGCCUGGCCCUGUUCCCCAGGGCAGAAGCCCCUGGGUUGGAGAGGCUCUGGAGCAAAGCCCGUCACUACCUCCUCACCCACCUGCCUGCUGUGACUUUGUGCCCCACUUUCCCUUCUUUGCCAGCUGCCUGCCUGGCUGAGCUCCUAGAUAGCGAUGAACUUCAUGUGCAGGAGGAGUUCGAGGCUUUUGUGGCUGCACGGUGUUGGCUAGCUGCCAACCCUGAGACCCAGGAGUCAGAGGCCAAGGCCCUGCUGCGAUGUGUCCGCUUUGGCCGCAUGUCCACCAGGGAGCUGCGGAGGGUGCGGGCAGCUGGGCUACCCCCGUUCCUGCCCCUAGACCUGCUGUACCAGCUGAUGGUGGAGGCUGAGGUUCCAGGUCAGGAAAGGCGGAGGGAGCCUGACCGGGCACUGGUGGUGAUUGGUGGGGAUGGGCUCCAACCAGACAUGGCCAUAAGACAGCCCUCCCGAGGAGUGUGGUGGGCCCGGGCCUUCCGCUGUGGCAUGGGGCUAGUGCGAACUGUGGAGUGGGGGCAGUUGCCCACCCUGCCGGCCCCUGGGCGCUUCCGCCAUGGGGCUACGAGCAUGUCAGGAAGUGAACUCUAUGUGUGCGGAGGACAAGACUUCUACAGCCACUCCAGCACCCUGGCUUCAACUCUCAGAUGGGAUCCCAGUCAAGAAGACUGGGAGGAGAAGGCGCCUUUGUGCCAGGCACGUAGCCUUUUCCCUCUGGUGGCUCUGGAUGGCCAACUUUAUGCCCUGGGUGGGCGAAACAAUGGCAUUGCCCUCAACUCUGUGGAGACCUAUAACCCCGAGCUCAAUGUCUGGAGGCCAGCACCUGCGCUUCCAGCAUCAUGCUUUGCCCAUGCAGCUGCUGUUUUGGAGGGCCGAUUGUAUGUGAGCGGUGGCUGUGGCGAAACUGGUCGAUUCCUGGCCUCGUUGCUGCACUAUGACCCCAAACUUGAGAAUCCAGGAACAUUUCUGAACCCUAUGGGGGUACCUCGGGCUGGCCACGUCAUGGCUGCUCUGGGUGGGCGGUUGUAUGUAGCAGGUGGGCUGGGUGAGACUGGGGACUUGCUGAGCCUCGAGGCCUAUGAACCAAGGACUGAUAGCUGGACUCACCUUGUACCUCUGCCCUCCCCCCAUGUGGGGGCUGCAGGUGCUGUGCUGCAGGGGGAGCUACUGGUUCUGGGGGGCUACAGCCACCGUACCUAUGCUGUCUCCCACCUUAUUCACGCCUACAGUCCUGGUCUGGGGAGAUGGCUCUGCCUGGGAGCUCUGCCGAGGCCUCGAGCUGAGAUGCCUGCCUGCAUCCUGACACUGCCCACUGUGCAACACAUAGCGUUGGGUCCCACCCUGCACCAAACCAAACCUGCUGGGUGAAGGGGAAGCAGUAGUGUGUGGAGGUAGAAAGGAAGGGAUAAAGAACAUCCUGAAAAGAGGGCAGAGACUAGGGGGGUAGAGGAAGAGAGGCUUCACUCGUGAUAUAUAUUUUUUUAUUCUCACUUGGUAAGAAUUUAGGGCUCAUGAAUUGCUUUUAUAUAUAUGAUCUCCACUGAGGAAAAGGUGGUUCCAGAACUCCUGGAGAACAGGUGGAAGGGAAUGGGAGGCAGCUAAAUAUCUGGAUAAGAGGGGACCCAGGAGCAACUAUACCCAGGUUUACGGACCCUGAUGCAAUUCUUGGAGGAAAAUGUAUCUGGCUGGGUGGAUAGUCCAGAAGCUCCAGUAACCCAAGGGAGUUAUAGGGGCCACGAAAAAACAAUCAGAAAAAUAAUUUUUACCCAUAGAUCAAGGAGAAAAAUGUGAAAAGGCUAUCCAUGAAAGAGUCUGAGAAGAGUUGAAGGAAGGACUGUAAAUUGUUCAGCCCUUCCCUCUUCUAGCACAUGCUUCUUUCUACUCUCCAGUCCCUGGGAUGCCUAAGCCCUCUUAACAAUAUUCUUUCUCAGGUAACUGCCUAGUCUCCUUAGCGUUUCCCCAGCCUGGUCCCCACAGGCUUCCCCAAGACCCCCUGUUUUCAGGCAGAAGUUC
Molecule: messenger RNA, 3707 nt
Organism: Loxodonta africana (African savanna elephant)
Lineage: Eukaryota; Metazoa; Chordata; Mammalia; Proboscidea; Elephantidae
Gene: KLHL33
Product: kelch like family member 33
Exons: 4
Coding region: 675-3062 (795 amino acids)
Molecular function (GO): protein binding
Source: RefSeq, a predicted model, not a curated record